Mucor velutinosus is the source of this 1023-nucleotide messenger RNA. RefSeq lists its product as uncharacterized. The coding region runs from base 1 to 1023 and encodes 340 amino acids. Lineage: Eukaryota; Fungi; Mucoromycota; Mucoromycetes; Mucorales; Mucoraceae. The transcript has 2 exons. Gene Ontology annotation, molecular function: DNA-binding transcription factor activity, RNA polymerase II-specific; RNA polymerase II cis-regulatory region sequence-specific DNA binding. The record is from RefSeq and is a predicted model, not a curated record. Gene Ontology annotation, biological process: cell differentiation; regulation of transcription by RNA polymerase II.
AUGUCACAGUUAGAUAAUUGCCGUAUCCGGAAGUCAUCGGGAACAAAUCCGAAUCAAUAUGAAGACAACAGCAGCAGCAAAAACUUUAGCCCAAACUUUUACAAUCCUUUCGAAGUCAAGCACAGAAGACGCACUUCUCGCACUCAAUUCAAAAUUCUAGAAAAGGCAUUUAGCAGCAACCCAAAGCCCAACAGUAAGAUCAGACAGGGUUUGGCUGAGAGUCUGUCAAUGACACCUCGAGGUGUGCAAGUGUGGUUUCAAAACAGGAGAGCAAAGGAAAAGCAAGUGAGCAAUCAUGUCAAAAAAGAAGCCUCUCAUCCGCCCAAGCAGCAACAUUUGAACUAUGCGCCAAUUACACUGUCUGCUUCCAACAUGGUUCAUAGCAGAUCACAAUCGUCAUCGUCUUCAUCUACAAACAAGCCUUGGAUCAGCGACAAUUCAACUGUAAAUGAUGAAGAAGAGGAACUCACAACCAUCAAUACUCCACCAAAUAAUCAAUCUUCCCAGAUCCCGUUGGAAGGAGAUACUGAAUGGUGGCUAAGUCAUGCUGGUAAUACGGCACCUUUCAUCCAUCACCAGACCACAGCGGCAGCAGCAGUGACUAAAGCUGAUCCUGUUACUACAACCAUGUCUUCUGCUGACAGCGCUGUUAAUUUGAAUGCAUGGCCAGCUACCAGUACUUACUUUAGUCAGUCAUUUUUGCCAAUGACAGAUAUUCAUAGUAUGGCAAGUCAUGAUUGCACCAUGAGAUCUGUGCCUAAUAACAGCAAUGUCGUUGAUUGGAUCCAAUCCACACAAGUGAUGAAUGACAACUUGAUUUUGGAUGAUAUGCUGAAUGACAGUAGCAGCAAAAACUUCAACAUGUCUCACAAACGAUACUCUUAUCCUCUGUCAAUGCCACUUCAACAGGACGAGACAUAUUGGACCGGGCAGCAGAUUAUGCGUCGCCUUUCCGAACCUAGUCAAGAGACAUCCGAGCUUGAACUGAUGGACCCCUAUAACAACACUAACAUUCAGCAAUGA